AUGCCAGCGGCAGGCGAGGAGCCGAUGAAGGGAUCGCGGCCACCCGAUCUAAUGAUGUCGCCAGACCUACAGAAGAGGCUGGACAAUUGGCGACUGUCUGGCGAGCCCAUAUUACCUGAGCUGAGGACAUCCGAUCAGAUGUAUUGGAUGCGAUUCUCGACCAUCGACCUGCGGCUGAUACACCAUGUCGUCACCGUAUCCUCCGACUUGCACACUCGCGGCUACAGCACGUGCACUGCCUGGGCUGCACGCAUGCCAACACUCAUCACUGUGGCGCUUUCCCACGAUUUCGUCAUGAAUGCUGUGCUUGCCUUCUCUGCAUCCCACCUGGCGUGGCAAACCAAGAAUAGCGAUACCGAGAAUCUUGCCUAUCAUCAUCGAGGCGUGGCGCUCAAAGGCCUCCACGAGGGUAUCGGACACUUCUCUAGAGAAGUUUCCGACGCCAUUCUUGCCGCUUCCAUGCUCUUGUCCUGGCAAGCACCGGAAUGGAAGAGCUGGGCCUCAUUACAACAGGGUGUAUCGACAGUCAUGGCGGCAAUGAGACCUUGGGCUCACGAAUCGGAAUUGGCAAGAUUCCUGGAUACACAGAAGACGAUCGCCCGAGCACGAACGCCCAGCACCCCCUCUUUUCCACAGUCCGCCAUGGUUGCGCCGGAUGAGGACGUACGAUCAGUUGAUGAGAUGAUCACAGCUCUCCAUAGUCUCAAACUACGGCUUGCCACGAAUCAGGAAAUGGCAGAAUAUGCUGGCCGAGUUCUCGACUACUUGACAGAACUGCGCAGCGACUUUCCGAUACCGUCACCUGACAGGGCAUUCAUCAGGCUACAGCCGCUACGUGAUCUCAUAUUUUGGUUGCCACCAUCGGUCCUUCGAGCCGGCGAGUCGGAUUUGGCCGCGCUGACGUUGUUGUCUCACCUAUACGCCACAGCGCUCGUUGUCGAGGCGCUAUUCCCUGAGAUCGGGGGUGCUUACCUUGGGAGCAUGUGUUUGCCUCCUCUAGAACGGAUACACGAGAUUUUGCAGUCCAGACGUGCCGCACAACCCCAAGACAGCGGUUGCACCGUGGCUUUACAGAUUGUCGAGUUUCCUGUUCGCCUGGUCGCAAAUUACAAGUCUCGACAACGCGCAAUGAGCACAGGAAUGGAUCCCUACAGACACUCUCCACACGCAAGCCCUUAUUUGAGCAGUCAUCCGCCGCUUGCGUCGCCGCCAGAGACGAAUGCAACGCUCUACUCGAAUUCACCCCUCCAGACGCCCCAUAAUGUCCCGAGUGGUGGGCAGUUCUAUUCGGGGCCACAGUCAUUACCGCAACGCCGUGACUCUCCUGGCAUGCGGCCCCAGAGCAUAGCUGAGAGAACUUCCUCGACUGGCAAUGCCAUGUCCAUGUCCAUGGUUUAUGGCCAGCAGGUCCCUCCUCAGUCGAGGAGCAGCCACGACUCAAAUCCUAGUCGGAUGGAGUAUUUUGGCCAGCCACAGCAGCAGUACCAGUAUUACGGAGUGAAUACCCACAACCGGGAUCCCAAUGAUGGACGCUACUACGUACCAUCAGUGCAAGAUGACCGGAGCCAGCACCACCAUCAGUAA
Messenger RNA from Cyphellophora attinorum, 1584 nucleotides. RefSeq lists its product as uncharacterized. Gene Ontology annotation, biological process: regulation of transcription by RNA polymerase II. The record is from RefSeq and is a predicted model, not a curated record. The transcript has 5 exons. Bases 1 to 1584 code for a protein of 527 amino acids. NCBI's taxonomy places the organism in Eukaryota, Fungi, Ascomycota, Eurotiomycetes, Chaetothyriales, Cyphellophoraceae. Gene Ontology annotation, molecular function: DNA-binding transcription factor activity, RNA polymerase II-specific.